Molecule: messenger RNA, 303 nt
Organism: Aspergillus luchuensis
Lineage: Eukaryota; Fungi; Ascomycota; Eurotiomycetes; Eurotiales; Aspergillaceae
Exons: 2
Coding region: 1-303 (100 amino acids)
Biological process (GO): mycotoxin biosynthetic process
Source: RefSeq, a predicted model, not a curated record
AUGUCUGCGGAGCAGGUUGAGAUACAUAAGAAUCAUUGCUUUGAUGCCAUUAGCCAGGCUAUUUUGUGUCAUGGUGACAUCUCGUUAAUCUACUGGUGGGAUCCCAACUAUACGUAUAUUGACGAUGACGGCACAGAGCGGUAUAUGGAGGACUACCUACAAAAGACCCCUAAGGAGCGACAGGUGGGACUACAUGCUUCAUGGAGCUCUGAAGUACAGUGUCGGGAUAUGGAUGCAAUUAACACCCGGGUCAAGGCACGUAUUGUUGAUCCUGAAAAAUAUGGAGGCAGGGAUGGUGAUUGA